AUGUCCCGACAGUACUUCCGUGUCGGAGCCAAAGGCCAAGGGAAGGGCAAUAACCCGCGCCGGAACCAGGCGGCCAACUUGGCGGAGAAUGAGACCGCGUCCUUCAUAUGUUUUUCCCAGCUCCUCGAGGAGGCCCCAGCAGCGCUCGCGACCGAGAUCAUCAUGGAGGCCGGGGACCAGCACGACGUUGUCAGCGAGACGAACCCUCUCGAGUUCCUGAUUGGACCGCCCAUGAUGGAGACCCACAUGGAAGAGACCGCGGCGUUCCUCCAGGAUGGCGGCCAAGAAGCCGUCGGUGGCGAGGCCUAUGUGACGGGCAUCACCACCAGGGAGGCGGUGCAGCAAGGGAAAGCUGUACUGGAUUGCGGGGCAACUCGCAGCAUCGGGUCCGUCACGGCGCUUGAACAGCUCAUGGCGGUCAAUGUGGCGGCCUAUGGAGAGUCUCGGGUCCUUCAUGUGGACCAGAACGAUAGGCCAGUGUUCGGGUUCGGCAACUCCUCCACGGAUCGUUGCACCUCUACCGUGAAGAUGGGAUUGCAAGCCGGGAAGCGCCAAGGAGCCAUCCAGGUUCACGCCCUGGACAAGGGCGAUGGGCCCAUCCUGCUCAGCAUAGAGGCGAUGACCGCCCUGGGAGCCUUGGUGGAUUUCCGCUCGAACUUGGCGGUGUUCCGCAACUUGGAUCCACGGAAGCUCGUGCCGUUGGAAAGAUCAGCAACCGGGCAUAUCCUAGAGCUCCUAGUUCGCGUGGCAAGCAGUAUGAGCAACUUGACCAAGCAGAACCUGCGGAAGAUGAUCGAGCAGGAAGGGGAGUCCGCACCACGCCAGUGGACCCGAGUGGAGCUGCUUCAGCGAAUCGAGGAGAUCACGGGGCGCGACCAUACCCGGGAGAAGACCAAGAAGCAGGAGGAGGAGUCCGAGUACCGCGUCCUGGUCCGCGACCUCAAUCAUGCGGCAAGGCGCAAAGGAGAUCUCCAACAGUUCUGUGUCGACCGGCUGGGCAUGCAGGUGAACUACAACCUGACCAUCGCCCAGUUGCAGAAGGAUGCCAUGGCAAUCAUUGCAUCUCGUACACCCCCGGAGCCAGCAGACUUGGUCGGCUUCGGGCGUCAUGCCAGCCUCUCCUACGGCCGCCUCAAGAGCGACCACCCGGAGUAUUGUCGCUGGGUGAAGGAAACAGCCAGCGAAGGCCAGUGCAAUCCUCGGUUGAGACGAUUGGCCGGAUGGCUGCUCAACGACGCGAAGAUGGUGCAGGAGGCGCAGAAGGAGAUCCGCCAGCCGAUGAAGAUCAGCGACAUGAAAGGGGAAACGCGGGGAGGAUACCCCACGGUGAUGGAACCAUCGACGCCUCGGGGCUCCGCGUCGACGACGAAGCAA
This is a messenger RNA of Symbiodinium necroappetens, 1374 nucleotides long. Lineage: Eukaryota; Dinophyceae; Suessiales; Symbiodiniaceae. The record is from the annotation of a GenBank genome assembly.